This is a messenger RNA of Necator americanus (New World hookworm), 453 nucleotides long. RefSeq lists its product as uncharacterized. Gene Ontology annotation, molecular function: nucleic acid binding. NCBI's taxonomy places the organism in Eukaryota, Metazoa, Nematoda, Chromadorea, Rhabditida, Ancylostomatidae. The transcript is spliced from 2 exons. The record is from RefSeq and is a predicted model, not a curated record. The coding region runs from base 1 to 453 and encodes 150 amino acids.
AUGCUGAAGAAGCUCGGUGAAAUCCAUGAGAAGAGGGUCGUGUUGAGCGUCUGGUGGGGAGUUCAUGGAAUCUACCGUUUCGGACUACUGCCGAACAACACGACAGUUGCUGCCGAGGUCUACUGCGCUCAACUGCAAAGACUGGCCGACAAGAUCAGCAAGGAGCACCCGAAGCUUGACAACGUUUGUCUGCUGCACGAUAACGCGCGCCCUCACAUCGCGAAGAAGACUUCCCAGAAAAUUCUGGAGCUCGGGAAGUGGGAUGGGAAGUUCUGCUGCACCCACUGCCCGGAACUUGCCUCUGACUACCACCUCUUCCGAUCGCUUCAGCAUCACCUGGAAGAGAAGAGCUACGAUGAUCGUGACCACCUCGAAAAUUACCUUCGGGCUUUCUUCGCCUCUAAGUCGCCGGAGUUCUACUCCAAAGAAAUCCGUGAUCUUGUGAGACGUUGA